AUGGUUCUAACUCAAGCACCUCAAAAUUUGCGGAUCGAAUUAACUCCACAAUCAACGGACGAAGUGAUACUCAGUAGGGAGUACCUACUUUAUACAUAUGGAAAAAUUGAAAAAUUCCGUACAGUACUAAAUAGCAGCAGUGGAACAGAAAAUGAUACGAUCCAAGUUUCCAAUGAGAUAAACUAUAACAAAACUAUUAAAAUCAAGUAUGGUAAUAAAUACAAGUUCACUGCUUGGGCACAAAACGCUCAUGAUGGUGAAAAAGCAACAAUUUAUUUCGUAGUCUCUAAACCCAUUUCUAAAUUGUCAAAUCAAGCUUUUAUAUUAUGGUGUAAUGAAAAAUGUCAUUUGUUAAAACCAAAAUUAAAAACACAAGAAAAUACGAGUUACAACAUUAAAAUAAAACAACAUAAUGCCAUCAAAGAGGAACACGAAGCGAAAGGAUUAAUUUCUCUUUCGGAAGAUAAAAUACUUUGCAUGACCGGGAAGAAAUUGGAAUUUACAGCGCCUGAAGAAAUCAAGAUUGCAUCUGAAACAAAUAUUAUUGUUAUUGCGGCGGUUGUAAGAAAAAGUCAGGAAUAUACACCGAAAAAAUUAAAAAACAUACCAAGCAUAAAAUUCUCAGACCUUAAAGAAAAAGAAGCACUAAUGGUCAACAACAACGAAAGCGAUCUUUCUUUCGAACCUGUCAAGAUCAACCAUUUUGCGAAUUUCUUCUCAACUUCGCUCGACGAUGAUCCAGAUGACAACAUAAUAACACAACAAUUCGAGGCGUGCCUAGAGCAAGAGUUACAAAUUGUCAACAAGGCCAGUUACACGAAAAUACUAACAAAAACCGCUACAACAAUGUCUUAUGACGACACUAGAGUAAUUUUUCAAGGAAACAGCGAGGGAGACUACAUCAAUGCAAACUGCGUCGACGCUUAUGACGUCCCCAAAGCCUUCAUUGCCACUCAAGCUCCUUUGGCGUCCACCGUGCACGACUUUUGGUUUGGAAACUUCCGCGUUGAGAGUGUUUCUCGAAAAUCGACUUCGCACUACAUCCAUCGGGAGUUUCAAGUAAUAUUUAAUAAGCAAAGUCGUUUGGUCGACCAUUUCCAGUACACAGCCUGGCCCGAUCACGGAGUACCAUUGUACGUUUCUGCAUUCGUGAAAAAUGUAUUGAAAAUGGAACAGAACACUCCCGUAGUCGUACACUGCAAGGUGUCUCAGAAAUAA
Molecule: messenger RNA, 1218 nt
Organism: Zophobas morio
Lineage: Eukaryota; Metazoa; Arthropoda; Insecta; Coleoptera; Tenebrionidae
Product: receptor-type tyrosine-protein phosphatase zeta-like
Exons: 10
Coding region: 1-1218 (405 amino acids)
Biological process (GO): protein dephosphorylation
Molecular function (GO): protein tyrosine phosphatase activity
Source: RefSeq, a predicted model, not a curated record